Messenger RNA from Dicrocoelium dendriticum, 564 nucleotides. The record is from the annotation of a GenBank genome assembly. NCBI's taxonomy places the organism in Eukaryota, Metazoa, Platyhelminthes, Trematoda, Plagiorchiida, Dicrocoeliidae.
AUGCCAAAAGUUUUACGAGGCAAAUGCGUUGUUCUGGGAGCUUCAACUGUCGGAAAGUCUGCUAUUGUACAGUCAUUCGCCAGUGAUGGAGCAGAUUUCCCACGAAAUUAUUGCAUGUCAGUAUCCGCUGAGUUGGUUGUAAAAAAUGUGAUCAUUCCCGAAGUAAAUGACACCGUUGAACUAUUCAUAUAUACCCUGCCUGGCAAAGAUGUUUUCAGUACUUUAGCUGACGCAUAUGUUGAUCACAUAAACAUGCUGAUCGUCGUUUUCGACCUGACGGAUACUUCAAGUUUCAAGAACGCGAAAUCCAUCCUUGCAAAAUGGUUAACACCCUCGCGGGUGAAUUUACCACCAACUGUUCUAAUUGGAAAUAAGUCAGAUUUGCAACUAAGACGCCGUAUUUCCACCGAAGAAGCUACCGAGCUUGCCAAAUCUUUUAACAUCACUUAUUACGAAACGUCCGCAAAGGAAGCCAUUGCUAUUGACAAGCCGUUUGUCCACGUUGCAAAAGAAUAUCACAGCCUUUAUGCGAAGAAGAUAGAGACACUCCAGAACCUGAUUUGA